Molecule: messenger RNA, 1355 nt
Organism: Parasteatoda tepidariorum (common house spider)
Lineage: Eukaryota; Metazoa; Arthropoda; Arachnida; Araneae; Theridiidae
Product: selenocysteine lyase
Source: RefSeq, a predicted model, not a curated record
AAACAUACGCUCCCGCCGUUUAUCAAAAUAAACAUCAACGAAAAAUGCAAACUUUGAACUGUUAAUGUGAAAACACUGUUGUAAAUGUGAUUAAUUGCAACCCGUUGCAUUUGUUGGGGAGAAAAAUAUUUUUUUGUAAGCUUAAUCAUUUCAAUUGAAGGGAUUUUUUACCAUAAUUAUGGUAGUGUAUCUGGACUGCAAUGCUACUACUCCAAUUGAUUCUGAUGUUUGUGAGACGAUAACAUCUGCUUUAUCCAAAGUUUGGGGAAAUCCUAGCAGUUCUUACGCAUUUGGAAAAGAGGCUCAUAAUAUUAUUCAGGAAUCACGAAUUAAAGUUGCCAGCAUGAUAGGAUGCAAUAGUGAUGAAAUAAUAUUUACAUCUGGCGGUACUGAGAGUAAUAAUAUGGCUAUUCAUACUGCAGUUAAACAUUUUUACUCUAAUGCAAGAAAUGGGACAAAACCCCACAUUAUAACCUCAAAUAUCGAACACGAUUCUGUCAUCCUGUAUCUAGAGACUCUUUUCUCUUCUAAAGAAAUUGAUUUAACAAUCAUACCGGUCUCCAAAACCACUGGCUCUUUUCAUGUGGACGAUGUAAUGAAUGCAAUUCGACCUAAUACUUGCCUCAUCACUAUAAUGCUGGCAAAUAACGAAACCGGUGUGAUUCAACCCGUUAAAGCUUUAGGCGAGUGUCUGAAGAAUUCUGGUCAUAAAAUUCUUUUUCAUACAGAUGCUGCGCAGGCAGUGGGAAAAAUUUCUGUUGAAGUUCAGGAUUUAGGGGUUGAUUACCUGACCAUUGUUGGACACAAGUUUUACGGACCACGCAUUGGAGCUCUUUAUUUCCGUCAGGGUAAACCACUUUACCCACUAUUUUAUGGUGGAGGACAAGAAAGAAAGUAUAGACCAGGAACUGAAAAUACCUGCAUGAUAGCUGGAUUAGGAAAAGCUUGUGAAUUAAUUGUAAAAAAUCUGGAGCUUUACAACGAGCAUAUGACAAAAGUGUGUAAUUAUUUAAAAAAAUCUUUAAUCGAAGCGUUUUCUGACAGGAUUAUCUUUAAUGUGAAACCUAAUGUAGAUAGGCUUCCAAAUACAUUAAGUGUUGCAUUUGAUUUUGAUGGUAUGACAGGGCAUGAAAUCUUAGCUGAAACCAAAGAAAUUUGUGCGAGUACUGGUGCUGCUUGUCAUAGUGGUAAUUCAGGCUCAUUUGUUCUUGUGAGCUCAGGUGUACCUGAGCAUUUAUCUGCAAAAUCUCUUCGUUUAAGUGUUGGAAGAGAAACAGGUAUGUCUGAUAUUGAUAAAGCUGUGCAAAGUCUUAAAAAAGCUGUUGAAAGAUUAAAUAAAUUAUAAAUUAAUUUUA